AUGAAAGGGCCAUCAGCUUUCUGGCCUUUGCAGUACCUGGACCUUGUCGAGUGCUACACUGUGGAGUACAUGCAUUGUGUGUUACUUGGGGUGACCAGGCAAUUCACGGAGUAUUGGUUCGAUUCCUCUCACUGCCAUGAAAAGUUCUACAUAGGACGACCAAGCACCCUGAAUUUCCUGAACCGGCGCCUGAAGGGCAUUCAACCGCCACAUCAUAUUACACGCCUGCCUCGCUCAAUCCAGGAAAGGCACUUUUGGAAGGCCCAUGAGUGGCGAAAUUGGCUUCUGUACUACUGCCUACCGUGCUGCCAAAAUACUCUGCCAUCACCCUACAUGAAGCACUUCGCAAUUCUUUCCGAGGCCAUUUUUCUGCUCCUUCAAGAGCAACUCUCACCUCCGGCCAUUGCCCAAGCAGAUAACCUUCUUCGACGUUUCGUCAACCGAGCUGCGGCAUUGUACAGUGAUAGGUGCAUGACAUUCAACGUGCAUCAACUCCUGCACUUAGCACGGGCUGCCCGCAACUUUGGCCCACUGUGGGCUCAUUCAGCAUUUGUGUUUGAGAGUGGGAAUGGCCAGCUUGUCAAGAGUUGA
Messenger RNA from Dermacentor silvarum, 591 nucleotides. RefSeq lists its product as uncharacterized. NCBI's taxonomy places the organism in Eukaryota, Metazoa, Arthropoda, Arachnida, Ixodida, Ixodidae. The record is from RefSeq and is a predicted model, not a curated record. The coding region runs from base 1 to 591 and encodes 196 amino acids. The transcript is spliced from 4 exons.